CCGACGCCCAAUCUGCGUGUACUGAUCCUUGAAUUUCGACCCGGCUGGAACUUGUAUUCUAUUAUCGCCGAGGCAGCACCCCAACGAGCAGCGAUUGAAAUCUAGCAAUUUGGCUGUCCACACAAACCAGACCGCACACACAUGGACGCGGAGUUCUAUAUCGGCAAGCGUCUUUCUUACGAUGGCCAGCUUUGCACGGUCCGAUAUCGUGGAGAAGUCAAGGGUACCAAGGGGGAGUGGCUAGGCGUGGAAUGGGACGACCCCACCCGAGGGAAGCACUCUGGCGAAAAUGGAGGCAUCAGAUACUUCGAUUGUUUGAGCAGGUACCCCACAGCUGGCUCCUUUAUCCGCCCAACACGCAAACCAGACAUUCCACGGUCUUUCGUGGAAGCCUUGAAAGCAAAGUACGCUUCAGAUGAUGUCGAAGAUCCGGAUGUCCAUAUCGUCUUCAUCACCCAGGAAGGCGACAGUUCUAACAAGAAGAAAGAUCCAUUGGCCAGACUGAACCAGCCCAUCCGGAUUAGCGGGAAAGAGGUGGAAGAAGUGGGCUUUGAUAAGAUUCGCAAGCAGCUCGCUGAACUGAGUGAGCUGCGGAUCGUUAUUCUAGAUGGGCUGCGCAUGGCGAGGCCGCUUGCCAGAUUGAAAGAGGGACAUGAUGCUUGGGAUGAAGGCUUGACCGAUGUCAAGGAUGCUUGCCCGAAAGCUAUCGAGCUCGAUCUCAGCCGGAACUUAUUCGAGGAGUGGAGGGAAAUUGCGUCGAUUUGCGAACAGCUAGAGAAGCUGAAAAGCUUAAGAGCAGAUGGCAAUCGCUUCCGCGACACAACCCUAACCAACGCUGAAAAGGCAAGGUGCCAAAAAGCAUUCGCUAACAUCAAAUCUCUCAAACUUGAGAGCACGCUCCUAACGUGGGAAGAGCUCGCCCGUAUAACCCACCUCUUCCCCACUCUCACGAGUCUAGUCGCCUCUUCUAACCUAUACACCACCCUUUCGCCGGAGGAUAUCCCUCUGUCUAUAAUAACGGACCUCUCGCUCGAGGACAACCUCAUCUUCGCCCUGUCCUCCCUCUCCCCACUUUGCAAUCUCCCACACCUCCAGCGCCUAAUCCUCAAAUCCAACAAAAUAUCAUCAACCACCGCUUCUGGCUUAACUCCUCCUAUAUUCUCGCUCACGGUAACCGAAGUCGACCUCUCGUACAACGAAAUAACAACCUGGCCUUUCAUCGACGCCCUCGAAACUAUAUUCCCCGGUCUAACUUCCCUCCGCGUUUCCCACAACCCUCUGUACCAGAACCUCCAGACGCCCGAUGGCCGCGCUCUUACCGCAGAAGACGGAUACAUGCUCACACUAGCACGACUCGCAAACCUCAAAACACUCAACUACUCUCCUAUCACCCCCAAAGAACGGCUCAACGCAGAAUCGUACUAUCUCUCGCUCAUAGCGAAGGAAGUCAGCUUCGCUUCCGAAAACCUCGAAGCACAAAUUCUAGCCUCACAUCCGCGCUACGCAUAUCUCUGCGAAGAAUAUGGCGAGCCAGUGUUCCACCACCACGCGAACCAAAUCAACCCAAACUCGCUCGCCGCUCGCCUUAUCCGUAUCAAGUUCUACAGCGCAGGAGGGAAACAUUUCGAGACAGAGAUUCCAGUGAGCUUCACUGCGUACACGCUGCUCGGCAUGGUGAGCAAGCACUUCGACAUCAAACCCAUGAAGUGCAGAUUGAUCUGGGAAACGGGGGACUGGAUGCAUGCCCCUCGUGCCGAAGACAUCGACGAGGAAGACUGGGACUCUGAAAGCGACGUUGAAGAGGAGAAGCCUGCGCUCAAUAGCAUCAUGAGAGAAGUGGAGAUCAUCCCGGGAACCAGGUCGGUGGGAACAUGGAUCGAGGGCAUGGAAGCUACGGUUAGAAUCGAAGAAAGGUAAGACGGAGGACAGGAUAUCUAGAACACGAAGCAUCUUUCGUGGUAUCAAUUGGCAGGGUAUGAGGACCUCCUCAUUUUCUUACUAUAUGAUGCGGAUGGAUAUGUUCGACGGCAUGCCUUUAUAUGUAACAGCUAUCGGUUGACUUCAGCUUUUGCGUUGUACUCUUUCCGACUCGCCCUAUCCACCCGUGGUUCAUUAGAGAACUGCAUGCACCUUCUUGCUAGAGAGUGCCAUCUACUACGAG
This is a messenger RNA of Trematosphaeria pertusa, 2161 nucleotides long. Its product is annotated as tubulin-specific chaperone E. Bases 142 to 1917 code for a protein of 591 amino acids. The record is from RefSeq and is a predicted model, not a curated record. Lineage: Eukaryota; Fungi; Ascomycota; Dothideomycetes; Pleosporales; Trematosphaeriaceae. Gene Ontology annotation, biological process: protein folding. Gene Ontology annotation, molecular function: alpha-tubulin binding. The transcript is spliced from 4 exons.